Molecule: messenger RNA, 5796 nt
Organism: Haliotis rubra (blacklip abalone)
Lineage: Eukaryota; Metazoa; Mollusca; Gastropoda; Lepetellida; Haliotidae
Product: structural maintenance of chromosomes protein 3-like
Exons: 33
Coding region: 78-3701 (1207 amino acids)
Biological process (GO): mitotic sister chromatid cohesion
Cellular component (GO): chromosome
Molecular function (GO): ATP binding; cohesin loader activity; ATP hydrolysis activity
Source: RefSeq, a predicted model, not a curated record
CGCCAUUUGUUGGGGUUUGCUUUUGUUGCAAAUGCCGAAUGUACAUAAUCUAAAACGCAAACGGUAGAUGAUCGACGAUGUAUAUUAAACAGCUUGUCAUCCAAGGGUUCCGAAGUUACCGGGACCAGACAGUUGUGGAACCAUUUCAUCCAAAACACAAUGUUAUUGUUGGAAGAAAUGGAUCUGGGAAAAGUAAUUUCUUUUAUGCCAUCCAGUUUGUGUUGUCUGAUGAGUUCAGUCACAUGCGUCCGGAGCAGCGCCAGGCAUUGCUUCAUGAGGGUACCGGACCCAGGGUCAUCACUGCCUUCGUCGAGAUCAUCUUUGACAACUCCGACAACCGAAUUCCAAUUGACAAGGAUGAAGUUGUAUUGAGGAGAGUCAUCGGCUCUAAGAAGGAUCAGUAUUUUCUUGACAAGAAAAUGGUCACUAAGACAGAUGUGAUGAACCUACUGGAGAGUGCUGGUUUCUCCCGAAGUAACCCUUACUACAUCGUCAAACAGGGAAAGAUCAACCAGAUGGCAACCGCCCCAGAUUCACAGCGUCUCAAACUGCUGAGAGAAGUAGCAGGGACCAAGGUUUAUGAUGAAAGGAAAGAAGAAAGUAAAAUUAUUCUCAGAGAAACAGAGGGAAAGCGUGAGAAGAUCAACGACCUGCUGAAGUACAUCGAGGAGAGGCUGGAUACCCUGGAGUCUGAGAAGGAGGAGUUGAAAGAGUACCAGAAGUGGGACAAGAUGAGGAGAUCUCUUGAAUACACCAUCCAUGACCAUGAGUUGAGAGACACAAGGAAAAAACUGGAUGAACUACAAGAGAAGCGUGACAACAGUGGUCAGAUGAGUCAGAAGCUUCGGGAUAGUCAGCAACAAGCAACAGACAAAGUCAAGUCCAUCAACCGAGACCUGAAGGACCUGAAGAGUCGGAUGCAGACCAUCUUGGAUGAGAAGGACACAAUGGUGAGCGAGAACCAGGACCUCACAAAGAAGAAGGCCAAGCUGGAGCUGAACAUCAAGGACAUUGUGGAUGAGAUGGAGGGCAACACAAGUGCCAGGACCAAGUCGGAGCUGGAGCUGAAGAAGCUGAACGACAAGAUCGUGAAGACACAGGAAGCUCUGGAGGCCAUUGUACCCCAGUAUGAAGGCCAGCGGGAUCUGGAGGAACAGGCAGCCAAUGAGCUGUCUCUAGCUGAGCAGAGGAGGAAGGAACUGUAUGCCAAGCAGGGGCGUGGCAACCAGUUCACAUCGCGGGAGGACAGAGACACUUGGAUCAAGAAGGAGUUGAAGUCCCUCAACAAGGCAAUCAGGGACAAGGAGGAGCAGAUUAAAAGAUUGACAGAUGAUUCUGGGAAAGAUGAACAAAGACGCCAGGAGCUCAUGACGAAGAUUGAGGGCAAUGAGAGCAAGAGCGAGCACUUCAAGAGCAUGCAGGAUCGAGACAACAAGGAUUAUCAGGAGAAGAAGAAAGAGAAGGAUAACCUGCAGAAUGAGAGGAGUGCACUGUGGCGACAAGAGAACUCCCUCCAGCAGACGCUCCAGUCCGGCCGAGAAGAGCUUAGUAAGAAAGAACAGGGUCUCCGAUCUCUCACCGGCAAGGCCUUGUUGAACGGUAUUGACAGUGUCAGCAAGGUGUUGAAUCAGUUCCGAGAACAAGGGCGUUACCCUGAGGUUGUGACUGGUUACCAUGGCGUUCUCAUUGAGACCCUGGAGGCUGAGAAGACUUUCUAUACAUGUGUAGAGGUCACGGCUGGAACAAGGUUGUUUCAUCAUGUAGUGGACACCGACAAGACUGGCACCAAGAUUCUCCAGGAGAUGAACCGCCUGCGUCUGCCGGGAGAGGUAACAUUCAUGCCCCUCAACCGUCUGGACAACAGGGACACAAUCUAUCCCGAUACACAGGAUGCUAUUCCUAUGAUUCAGAAGAUUAAGUAUGAAAUGAAGUUUGACCCUGCCAUCAAGCACGUGUUUGGGAAGACCCUGGUGUGUCGGAGCAUGGAGGUGGCCACGCAGAUUGCCAGAACACAGAAUCUUGAUUGUAUCACCCUGGAGGGUGACCAGGUAAGUCGUAGAGGGGCUUUGACUGGCGGCUACUACGACACACGCCGAUCACGGCUGGACCUCCAGAAGAGCAAGAUGGAGCUGACAGCCCAGUGUGCAGAACACGAAGUGGCAUGCAGAGAGCACAGGGACAAGCUGGAAGCUCUUGAGGGCAAGAUCAACAAUCUGGUGUCUGAGAUGCAGAAGCUGGAGACCAAGUGUAGCAAAUAUAAAGAUACAUAUGAAAAGUUACAAGCGGAAGUCAGACUAGCCAAGGAAGAAUUAAAGUUGGUGGAAAAACAGAAACCCUCAAAGGGCAAGAGUGUUUCAAGCCUAGAGAGCAGCCUGGCGGCCAUGGUGGCAACACGGGACUCCCUCAAUGAAGAGGUGGGCACGGACCUUCUGUCUCAACUCAGUAUGGAGGAUCAGCGAGAGGUGGACCAGCUCAACGACAAGGUGAAGGGCAAGACAGAGGAGAACAGAGCUGCAUGGAAGGAAAGAAUCAGGCUGGAGGGGGAGAAGAACAAGCUGGAGAACAUGCUCAACAACAACCUGUACAAGAAGCGGGAUCGGAUCUUGAAUGAUCUUCAGGAGACAUCCACAGAAGAUCGAACCCAGAGACUGGACAGUUUACAAAGUGAUCUGCAGUCUGUGGAUGACAGGAUCUCUGAGCUCAAGAAAACAUCUAAAGACCUCGAUGACCAGUUAGACAGAUUUAACAAGGAACAGAAGGAGUUACAAAGCAACCUGGAGUAUUGGAAGGGCCAAGAAAAAGAAUAUCAAGAAAAAAUCAGUGAUGAUGCAAAAGAUCUGGAGAAAAUGACCAACAAACAAAGUUUAUUAUUGAAAAAGAAAGAGGAUUGUAUGAGGAAAAUCCGAGAGUUGGGUUCUCUGCCUAGUGAUGCCUUUGAGAAGUAUCAAGAUCUCAGUAUGAAGCAGCUUUUCAAGAAGCUCGACCAGUGCAAUCAUGAGCUAAAGAAGUACAGCCACGUAAACAAGAAAGCUCUCGACCAGUUUGUCAAUUUCUCGGAUCAGAAGGAAAAGUUGAUGAAGAGGAAAGAUGAAUUAGACCGUGCCCACAGUUCUAUCUUGGAUCUGAUGAAUGCCUUGGACCAGAGGAAGUAUGAGGCUAUCCAGCUGACAUUUAAACAGGUGUCCAAGUACUUCACAGAGAUCUUCAAGAAGCUGGCUCCACAGGGGCAUGCUGUUCUAGUCAUGAAGAAGGGGGACAGUGAAACAGAUGGUGCCGACGACUCACAGGGACAAUCACAACAGGAUGUGCCGCUUGUAGAACAGUUCACUGGAGUUGGAAUCAGGGUGUCGUUCACCGGAAAUCGAGCUGAGAUGAGAGACAUGCAGCAGCUCUCUGGAGGUCAGAAGUCACUCGUGGCCUUGACCUUGAUCUUCGCCAUCCAGAAGUGUGACCCUGCCCCCUUCUACUUGUUUGAUGAGAUUGACCAGGCCCUGGACUCAUCUCACAGAAAGGCUGUAGCUGACAUGAUCCAUGAGCUGUCUCAGGAUGCUCAGUUCAUCACCACCACAUUCCGACCGGAGCUUCUCGAACACUCGGACAAGUUUUAUGGUGUCAAAUUCAGGAAUAAGGUGAGUCACAUCGAGUGUGUCAGUCGGGAAGAAGCACAGGAUUUCGUGGAGGAUGACACCACUCACGGCUGAUCAGACUCUCAUCUGUUGACAAGUAUCAAAUACUACAGUCAUAACCUCAUCGUCUGUGACAGCAGUGAUGGCAGCAGCCGCUGCUGCUGGGACAUUAACACAAGAGGCGGACACCAGUAUCCAUGGCGAUGCCCAGGCAGCUGAUAUGACGGACUAUUUUUGUAUUUUGCUGGGUUCGAUAGGGUCAUAUUCUUGAUACCAGAAAUCAGGUCAAUAAGCAGGUGUCUACAUAAUAGUGGUUAUGUGAAGCAUGACAAAAAAGUAGUACCACUGUUUGCAUUUUUUCUUGAUGUGACGGAUGAAAAUGAAUCAGGGUUUAUGAAUUUUCAUAUCUCUUUAUAUUUUCUUUUUGCAAUCUUCGCUCUAAAGUGUACAUGCUGUCUUGAAUUACUAGGUUCAUUUCAUGGCUACCAUUGACGACAUCACACAGAAUGCAAUAUAUUGUUGACAUGUUAUCAUCAUGUUAUUUACAUCUCAUCUGUACAAUUCACUGUUGUAUAUAAGAUUUUAUAUCAUAAUAACCCAUGUACAGAUCUGCCAUGUCUUUUUUAGUGUCAAACAUGGAGCAAGGCAUCCUUUUCAGCCAUUAUUUAGCCAUACUUACGACAAUAUUAUUAAACCUGACAUAUACAUGAAAUCUGUCUUUUAAAAGAGACGCUUCAUAAAGACAACGUUAUAGAGAACUGUCAAUCAUUUGUAGAUAUCAACAUCCAAGUCACCCUUUUAAUGUGUCUUAUUUCUUACAGUGCAUUUAGCAAGACAAUAGAAUUCCAACAGAUCAAAAUCUCAUUUAGAAUCAGCGUUACCUGAAAUGGUUAGAUAUGUGUCCUCGAACAGAUCUUCCAGAGUAAUUCCUGCAUUUUCAUUCACUAAUAUAUUAUAGUUCCCACUGCAUUCAGAGUUCUGAAAGGUGCUGUCCUUUACAAUGUGCGUUACAAUACAACAUAAUUGUGGACAAUAAAGGAGAAAACCCUCUUCAUAACAUUGUGUUUGCUUGUUUGCCAGGAAGUUCAGGGCCCAGUUCCAUAAGGUUCUUAGUUCUAUGUUGAUCAUUGCUCCCAUACUUUAAUAGACUUGUAAGAGCCAUAGUGGUCAGAUCCCUUUGUGAAGCGGGCCCAGAUCAGUUCUUUAAGUGGAGUCCAUGGUUAGUGCCCACUGUCACCCGUUCCUCAAAGCGAUGAUAGUGCGGAGGUGAUCGUAACUCCCAUACUUUGAUAGACUUGUAAGAGUCGUAGUGCCCAUCCCUUGAACAUCACAAGUGGAGUCCAUGGUUGUGCAACUGUCAUCCCUUCCUGGCGAUCAUAGUGCUGAGACUAUCGAACUGCUUGAACAUGUGGAACUGUCAUUAGUGACCCACGAUUGCUGUGUGGAACAGGGCCCUGAUCAUUAUGUGGGUUCUGAGUGCUAUAGUUUCAUAAAGGAUAUGUGACUGUAAAUUAAGUUAUUUUAUGAUUCUAAAUGCUUGGCUUCACAAUGCAGUAUUUGACUGUCUGAAGCCAUAUAUCAUGUACUGUGACAUCCAAAUUGAGAUAUCCAACUAAACAGAUAUCCUAUGUAUUCAGUCCUGCCAUUAUUCAUACAAACAUGUAGAGUUAGCAUUCAUGUAACAAUUAUGGAAACUGAUAUUUUUAAGCUUAUUGUUAAUUAGAGGGAUUUGAAGACAUGUUUGCCGUUCUAACCAUUUUGUCAUUGUAAUUAUCUGUUGAUGUUUUCAGCAGCUUAGUUAGACUUGGCUCUGAGUAUUCUACAGUUGAUGUACAGUUUGUUGUUGCAGUGUGUGGUACGCUCACACACAGCCUUAAUGUUGUACAGCCCGACUUGUCGCCACGCUGGGUCUAGUCUGUGUCACAGUCCCUGAACCACAUUAUUUUCUCUACUGCCUAGCCCUCCCUGCAAUGCUAAAGCCCUAAAUGAAGCAAGUCUAGAUUUCCCCCAGUUCAGGAAUUUCCCAACUCACUGGGGCUCCUUUUCAAUUUAAAUGGGUUUAUUUGUGACUGUCAAAAUUAUAUAUAUUCGGGGACUAAGUGUUAGUCUAAAGUGUGUCAUGAGUGACACAUUGUCCAAAUCAGCUUUGUAUUGUGUGUGCGUAAGCACA